Umbelopsis ramanniana AG is the source of this 150-nucleotide messenger RNA. RefSeq lists its product as uncharacterized. NCBI's taxonomy places the organism in Eukaryota, Fungi, Mucoromycota, Umbelopsidomycetes, Umbelopsidales, Umbelopsidaceae. Gene Ontology annotation, molecular function: RNA polymerase II cis-regulatory region sequence-specific DNA binding; DNA-binding transcription factor activity, RNA polymerase II-specific; zinc ion binding. Gene Ontology annotation, biological process: negative regulation of transcription by RNA polymerase II; positive regulation of transcription by RNA polymerase II. The transcript has a single exon. The record is from RefSeq and is a predicted model, not a curated record. The annotation marks the transcript as partial.
UGUCAUAACUGUGGGACGACUACAACGCCUCUAUGGCGAAGAGAUGAAGGGGGAAAUACAAUUUGUAAUGCCUGUGGCUUGUAUUUCAAACUUCAUCACGUUCACAGACCUAUUACAAUGAAAAAGGCAGUUAUUAAGAGGCGAAAGCGG